AUGUGUGCCAAAAUACUACUGGCGUUUGAUCUGUAUGGCACAUUGCUGUCCACGGAAUCGAUUCAAAGUCAUCUGCAGAUACAUUUCGAGCCAGAAAUUGCAAGGGCAAUUUCGGAAAAAUGGAGACGUUUCCAAUUGGAAUAUACUUGGAGGCUGAAUAGCAUGUCACGUUACGAAGAUUUCACCGAGGUCACUCGGAAUUCCUUGUUGCAUGCACUUGCGGAGAACGGUCAAUCGCUUGAUGACGCGAGUAUAUCACAGUUGAUGACGGCUUAUGAUAAUCUGUCUGCUUUCCCUGAUGUCGCGCCAGCGUUGGACAAACUGAGCCAGGAAAGCCUUUUCAAGCCGGUUAUCUUCUCCAAUGGUAGUAAUGUAAUGGUGUCGAAUUCGGUGAAUCGUUGCCUCUCGCAGCAUGCCAGCAUUUUUCACGGGCUUCUCACGGCAGACGACAUACAACGUUACAAACCCUCUCGACUAUUCUAUCAGCGUCUAGCUGAGCAAUUCGGCAAGGGACUUGCAAACGAAGAUAUAUGGAUUAUCAGCGCUAAUCCGUUCGAUAUUGUCGGAUCACGCAACAUGGGCAUGCGUGCGGUUUGGGUCGAUCGAGCAGGCUCAGGCUGGAAAGACGCUGUGAUCCCGGAUCUGAAGCCCACACUGGUCGUUCAUAGUCUCCAAGAUGUUACCGACAAGAUCCAAGCCUAUAUCAAGUGA
Penicillium roqueforti is the source of this 711-nucleotide messenger RNA. RefSeq names its product HAD family hydrolase. Bases 1 to 711 code for a protein of 236 amino acids. Gene Ontology annotation, molecular function: hydrolase activity, acting on halide bonds, in C-halide compounds. Lineage: Eukaryota; Fungi; Ascomycota; Eurotiomycetes; Eurotiales; Aspergillaceae. The transcript is spliced from 2 exons. The record is from RefSeq and is a predicted model, not a curated record.